AUGGCUCAGGUACAUAAGGAGGAAGCUGGUCCUCCCUCUACCCCCUCGACGUCCUCGUCGCAAACCAGCUGCUCUGUGGCCAACAGAACCAGUCUGGGCAGCGGCCUGAAGGUCAUCUUCGAGCACUGCACCAGCUGACUGGUGUAUCACCGCACUGCGAAGGCUCUCGGAGAGGCAAUGCGGAAGGAAUUCGGGGGCCUCGAGGUGCAGCUGAACCCAGACAAGCCUCGACGCAACAGCUUUGAAGUCACCCUGGUAACACCGGAAGGCAAGGAGGUGGUGCUAUGGAGCGGACUUAAGAAGGGCCCACCGCGUCGACUGAAGUUUCCAGAAACAGGAGUGAUGUUGGAAAUCAUGAGGAAAUCCGUGCAGUAA
Messenger RNA from Stegostoma tigrinum, 375 nucleotides. It is a transcript of the gene selenoh, whose product is annotated as selenoprotein H. NCBI's taxonomy places the organism in Eukaryota, Metazoa, Chordata, Chondrichthyes, Orectolobiformes, Stegostomatidae. The record is from RefSeq and is a predicted model, not a curated record. The transcript has 3 exons. Gene Ontology annotation, cellular component: Golgi apparatus.